AGUCAGCGUUGAAACGGUAUCGGAGUCGGUCACGAAUUUUGUGCGGUGCUCGCGGUGGCAUUUUUUUAACCAGUGCCCUCUCCCUUAGUGGUCGCGUAGGCGCAAAGUAACGCAACGCGGUAUAGUGGUAUCGCGAACAAAGGCCAAAAAACCGCCAAAAUCCGCAGUUUGGAAAACCCUACCAUCCGGAAAUUCUCGGUGACUUCCCCAACGGCAGAAAGAAAAAGAAUUCGGGAAGUGCUCGGUGUGUGCCAAUCUCGGUUGCAGUAACCUCGUAGGCGUAGUAACGCCGGCAAUCCGGCCACAUCGGCUCCAGAGAUUUCUCCACUGCACUCUACUGAUCGAAAGCUUACAACAACCCCGGUGCCGGUGCUUUUUUCGCUGUUCGAUUUUUAUCUUUAUCUUCGUGGAAACGAAAGGACACGCUUAGUGGCAGGAUCCAUCGAGCAGUCAGAUAGUCACAUAACGGUGUUUUCUGUGGAUAGCGAACGUGCGACAGUGUGAGAGACAGGUUCGAUCCGCGCUCCCUUUCCCUUCAGGUCCAGUGCUGCGCCAUUUGGCAAAUCAUCUCGGUUGCAACAAUAAUAUAAAAGAAAGGGUUCAACCGGGGGCCACCUUCCACACUUCCCUGGCAAUUGCAAUUGCUUCCAACUUCGCUCAGCCUUCGCUCGACGGGCAAAACGGACUCCAAAAUCAAGCGCGCGCGCGCGGGCGUGACGGUGUGUGUUUGUGUGUACCGAUCGGAAGCAGGCAGGUGGAGGGUGUGUGCCGGGGCGCGGUGUGAUGAGAAUGAUCGCGGUGCGCCGUCACUGAAUGUGGCCGUUAUCUUGUCGGAACGAGCGAUCGGUGGAGAUGUCGCACAGUGGUACCGAACGGACAGCUGGAGCAACGUUGAGCAGUGAACCCGUCGAUGUACCCAUCCUAUUAGUAGCCGCCACUAGCGCCAAGUUACCGUUCGUCUAUAGUGCACCCGUAAGCAGCAGCAGCAGCAGCAGCAGUAGUAGUAGUAGCAGUAGUCGGUGCGCGCAGUAGUAGCACCGAGUACACACAAGGCAUAUUCAUUCGAUUCACGCGGCUUGCCGGCUUGUGCAUAUUGCGCUGGAAAAUUGUUCCCAGUGUCUCGCCAGCCAGCCCUCACCCCUCACCCUUUGGGGCCGCGUGCGGUGUUGUUUGUUCAAGUGUAUUUUUUUUUUCACGCGCCUCGAAGGCCCCUCCUCAACGCAGAAGGCCGGGUCGCGACAAGUGGUUCAAAUUUGUUGGAGAAGCAAACCAGCAGUGUGAAGUUGGCCGGAUGCCGGAAAAAUAAAAAAAAAAACCAGCGAGUGUUUGUGCUUCUGGACACCAAUUCUACUAUCAAACAAUUUGACCCACGAUCAAACCCAAAAACCAAGCAAAAACACCCUUAGUAGUCGGAAGUAUACCACAGUGCGCAGCAAAAGGUGCGUCCUGUUGUGUUUUUUUUCCUGCCGUACCCGUGCGUGUGUUCCAGUGCGUAGUGCAUUUACGUGCGUGUGUGUGUGUGAGUAUUUGUAUGUGCGUGCGUGCAACGGGGGAAUAAAAACAUUACGCAAGCUUCUCCUCCACCCACCCCACCCACACACCGUUGGGUGAACCCAAAUGCGAGCAUCGCCGGCUGCGCAUCGGAUAUUUCUGGUGGAAAAAAAAAGUUCGGUUUCGGUGCACAGGCUGUAGGAUUUCCAAAGUGUGCCCUCGCUGAGUGUGCAAUAUAGAUAAUUUGGCGUGCCUGGUGGGGCCCAAAAGGCAGAAGGAAGAGGAAGAGGGAAAAAGUUCCCCCAAAAGCAGUUGGGUGGUGGAAGAAAUUAACGCGAAACGGAAGCCAGACGAAGCGACGAAAGACAAAAUACGGCGUAAAGCAGAAGCAACUGUGGGAAAGUAUUAUCCGCAGUGCAGAGUGUAAGCGAAGAGGAAGGAAGGAAAAGUAGUAUCCCACUUUUCCGACCGAGCGCUUAAAAAAAAUUUAUAUCACACCACAAGCCACCACCAAUCAACCAAGUAUAGUAACGAAACAAAAGCUCCGCAGGGAAGAAACAAAGCAUAAAGAAGCAUACUUCGAGAAACAGCGAAGAAAAGAAAAUCGAUCGAACCGUGUUUCAUUCUUCGAACCAGCAAACAAGUCUGCAAAUAUCAUCAAGCCCGGUUCUGCUGACGUCCAUUCAAGUGGUAACCAUGAUGAUGGGCACGUCUGGCCAGCAGCAUUGGGAGCUGAUGCCGAAGAUCGACCCGAUCGAGGCGGACGGCAUCGACGUCGAUACGGUGGACGCGUUUCUCGACCCGUCAAAAGACUUCGAGCAUCUGGACUUUGGCGAGCCGGCCGGAGGAGUCGCUGGGGCCGGCGGGAUGGGCCCGGGAGUGAUAGGGGUAGGCGGAAGGGGGGUUGGAGCGUCGGAAACCCUGCCCAGCGGAGGUGCGGCGGCAAUGGCGAACAUGUCCGUUGCCGGUGGUAGCGGUGGCGUUGGCGCCGGGACAGGAACCGGUGCGCUCAACGCAGCCAUGUUCCCGGGCGGUGCGUUCUACGAGGGCCACACGCAGAUGCCGGCGUCCCCGGUCGACCAGAAGUCUCAAAUCAUACACGACUGCAUGUGGGCGGGCAUGUGCGACGACCAGUCGCACCCGGAGAAGAGCGGCGGGUGCAGCCGGUGCGCCCAUCAGCAGCAGCAGCACUAUCGCCAGCAGCUGCAAACUCUCCACCUUCACCAUCACCUUCACCACAGCCAUCAGACAGAGGAGUCGCAAGGGCAGACGGCAGGGAAGGUGUCGACGGCACAGAGGACGUUCUCCACACCGCCGCGGGUGGCCACCAACAACACGAACCAGUUUAGGCCAUCGCCGACCAGUCUGCUCGCGCCGUUCAAGGCGACACAAAGCGCGGCCGAGAUACCGGCCGGAGGUUCACUCCUCAAGCGUCAACAGCAGCAGCAGCAGCAGCAGUUGCAACAGCAGCAGCAACAGCAGCAACCAUCACCAGCUAGUAGUAACCAUAUGCGACAGCUUCCAAUAACACCACCGUCCUCGGAAUACUACUCCCUAGCAUCGUCCGACAGCUCAUCGUCAUCGUCGUCGUCAGCGGCGGGUGGUGGCGAUGGUCCACAAUCGGUUGGCGCGACCCUGCGCGUGCCGUACCUCCCCCGUGGCACCUUCCUCGCCGACAAGGAGCGCCAGGUGUUGGCGUCGUGCGCCUCGCAGCAACACCACGCCCGCCCGGACACUCCGCUCAGCCUGGACGACGAUGCGCCCGAGUUCAAACACAACCUCGACCUCGUUGCCACGUGCACGAUCGGCUCCAACCAGCAGAGCCUUUUGCAGCAGCAACAACAGCACCACACAUCGGCGGCGUCCACCGGCGAAUCUCGCCACGCUGGUGGCAGUAUAGCCACCGCUUCCCAGUCGUCGCCGGUCAGCUGUAGCAGUAGCACGAGUGGCAGUAGUAACGGCAUCGGCAGUUACGGCAGCAGCCCGCGGGCCAGCAUCUCCACCAGCACCAGCACCACCACGAGCGGUCAACAUACGCCGCAGUACUACUACAACUAUCUGCAGGACGCGACGGUGGAGCACAUGCGCUUGAACAAGCUGUGCGAGCAGCUGGUGAUGAUCGACGACCCGAACGUGAUGCCGGGUGGCGGGGGCGCCCAUUGCCAUCCGGACGCGGUGAUGCGCCCGGACUCGCCGGACAACGCGCUCACCCAGCUGCUGUGCGAUCUGCGCGACAUCGAGAUGAAGGACAGCGAGGAUUCGGUACGGGGCAGCCUGUUCGGAGCUGGCGACUGUUCGUCCCUGCUGGCGGGCUCGGGCUCGGGAUCGAUGGUGGGACACGCGGGAGGAGUAGCGAGCGGCACUGCUGCCACGAGUGGUGGUGCGUUAGGGGGUGGCGUUAGCCUCAUCGGUGCCCUGUACCAGCACCGGAUAGCACAGCGUUCCUCGGUUCACCAUAAUCUGUACCUCGGCGGUACGUCAGUGGGCACCGGCAGCAGUCUGCAUCAGUCCGAUCUGCAUCUGCACGACCUACACCAUCAUCAGCAUGUGAGUGCGUGCCGGUGUGAGCAGGUUCCGCACCUGCGGGGAUGCAGUAUGUUCCACCACGGUGGUGUCGGUGUGCGACAACACUUGGCGUCCCGCAAACGCCCGUACACCUGGAUCGACUGCGCGUACGACGACGAAGCGUUUGACGAUGGGGACGCCGAGGAGGACGUGGUGAAGCAGCUCGAGCAGGAGGACGACGACGACGAGCUGCUGUUCGGCACCAACGGCGCCGAGUUCGGCGCGUCGAGCUGCUCCUCGGAGGACGACGACGAAGAUGACGACGAUGAGGAGGAGGAGGACGACGAGGAGGACGAAGAGGAGGAUGAGGAGGACACGUGCUCGGUGGCGAGCAGUGGUGGAAGCGAUCGUCGGCUCGUGGGUCGCCGGACGCGCCGCCCGAUGCAGUCGUACCAGCAUCCGGCGUCGGCCGUCCGGAGUCGCAGCCAUCACCGGCAGCACCAGCGGCGCCGGGCCGCGCUCGUCGUGCCCGCCUCCCGCCCCUACGACGCAAGCGCCACCCGCAAGUCGCGCAAAUCAAAACAGCAGAAGCCGCAGAAGAAGCAGCUCGGCGCGGAGGUGUCGUACAUCGCUACCGAGGUGCACGUGACGACCGCACCGUCGUCGCCCAACUCGUCCACCGACCAUCACCUCGGUGCACCGAUCGCACCCAACCACUCCGAAUGCCACCAGGCGACGCACGUCGGCGACCACAGCUACACCCGGCCGAAGGGUCGCUUCAUCAUGAACGAGCUGGGCGUCCAGACGCCGUCCGAUUCAGAGGAAGAAAUCGACGUGGUGUCGAUCGGUGAUAAGAACCUCCCGACCAACCCAACCGCACGCAACCGGCGGCACCUGGAGUCGGAGGUGGCGAGCAAGAUUCGCACCGCGUCCUCCCGCCCACCGAACGGGGCGCUCCACUACGACCGGCACGGAGGCAGCAGCUACCAUCACCACCAUCACCACCACCACCACCCGCACCAUCGCCAGCAGACGCCCCAGCACGGGCACGACGAUGUGGUUGGUGGGUCGACGCGCGGUCAGCCGCUGCUCGGUGGCAUGUAUCCGACGCCCGCGGGCUCGACGACGAUAUCCGGUGCGAACACGCCGCUGCCGACCGGAAGCGGAUGCCACAGUGCCGCCUCGUCGCCCCCGCCCCCGGUCGCUGCGCCGUCGUCGAUGUCGCGUCGCCGCACGCACGGUGCCGCCGGUAACAAGCGCGGCACGAGCGGAGCGGCCGGUGGCCCGUCGACGAAGCGGAUGCGCCAGCACCACAGCAAGCGCUCGUCCAACGGCCACGAAGGGCGGUCGGGCGCGGAUAGCGCUGGCGGGACGCCGCACGACGAGCUGGACACGGCCGAGAAGCGCAACCUGCACAACGACAUGGAGCGGCAGCGGCGCAUCGGGCUGAAGAACCUGUUCGAGGAGCUGAAGCGCCAGAUACCGAACCUGCGCGACAAGGACCGCGCGCCGAAGGUGAACAUCUUGCGCGAGGCGGCCGCCCUCUGCAACCGGCUGAACCGCGAGUCCGACCAGAUCAACGAGCUGCGCCAGCACCAGAAGAAGCUGUACGAGCGCGUGCGCUUCCUGCGCUCCUCCAUGCACACCCAGCGCGCCCAGCACGCCACCCCGGUGGCCGAGUAAGAAGGUGAGCGUUUGGGGGGUGAAGGGUUGAUCGCGCGAAGAUGGCCAAAACCAGUGAAGUAGAGCAGGGAUUCGAUAGACGAUAUCUAUAACAAACAAACAUACAUACAUACAUAUAUAUCUAUAUAUCCUUAUAUACAUGCCACCUUUACACCUCAUUUAUAAUGCAAUUUCGUUGUCAAACCAUAUUUGUCCUUAUAUUUGUUAGCGUACAAUUAUAAUUACUUUCCAUCGCAAACUCCGAGCACGAUAGUGUGGAAACCGAUGGUGGGUAGGCAUUUAAUUGUUGAAUUCUAUACGAAAAUCAUCAUGAUUGAUAAAGGAAAAAGAUGAAAUAGAGAGAGAGAGGGAGAGAGAGAGAGAUGGAGAAGGAGUGAUAUGUGAGUGAGAAGGAGAGAGAAACAAAACAAAUAGUUCCUGUAUAUUUUUUUUUCCUCCCCAUUUUGAAAUUGAGAAUUUUGCUAGCAUUUAUUAUUUUUACUCAUAACGAAUUGGAGCAGCAAAACCCUAGCGAUAUAAGCACACACACACACACACACCCACACAUACCGAGCAGGAUUGAACCCAAUCCCGCAGCAUCAAACUCCUCCACCCCACGACACACAAUAGGCACACAAAAGAUCGGUGCAACUGAACGUCAUAUUAAUCAGUCUGGACUUGUAUAAGGAUAAUCGCGUGUGUGUGUGUGUGUGCGUGAGUGUGGCUGGCAAAGCACAGCAGUACGGGCUAGGGAUGGUUGUACAUAGGUAGCUGCGUAAGGAUAGCAUAAGUAACAAGUGUUUUCUUGGCCCAUUGUUGAUAAAGAAGAGAAGAAAAAAAACAUGGCUAGCAAACACGCUUGUAGUAAGUCAACCUUUACAAAUGAUGGCACGACGGUGGGGCGGGAGGAGAGGGUUGAGGAAGUGAGAUGUGGAAGUCAAAGGAGCAUUUACGUUUGGAGGAUGACUGCACUAGUUUACCGUUUUGUAUGUAAGUUUAAAAACAUGAUCAAUGCUAACACCGGCGCAUACAUACUACGCAGUUCGCAAGUCUGUGUAUGUGCGUGCGUGUGUGUGAGGGUGCGCCAGAAACGCAAUCAAGAGCUCUAUUUUCUUUAGUUCUUACUAUUAGGUAGUUUUUUUUCUAAUUGACUUUUCUUGAACAAUAUUUUCUUAUUAUAUUUCGCUAUCAAUGUAUGAGUUGGCAGAGCCUUCGAUGUGCUUAGCUUAGGAUGUUGUGAGGAAAGAUGAGGCAGUAGGAGUACGAAGGGGGGUGGAGAAGUGUCGGGCGAGAAGGGCUAUUGCGUCGUGGGCGGAAGGAUCGUUCGUUCUUCUCGCCCGGCAUGCAACUAUGUGUUCAUUUCUUGUUACGAUAGGUAGGAAGCGAGAGGGGGGGAGGGUCGUGCCGUGCGCUAGCGGAAGCGGUGGUAGUAGUGAUAGGCAAUUAGUUAUUCCUAGGU
Molecule: messenger RNA, 7117 nt
Organism: Anopheles coustani
Lineage: Eukaryota; Metazoa; Arthropoda; Insecta; Diptera; Culicidae
Gene: Myc
Exons: 3
Coding region: 2188-5679 (1163 amino acids)
Biological process (GO): regulation of transcription by RNA polymerase II
Molecular function (GO): DNA-binding transcription factor activity, RNA polymerase II-specific; protein dimerization activity; RNA polymerase II cis-regulatory region sequence-specific DNA binding
Source: RefSeq, a predicted model, not a curated record